Messenger RNA from Pongo pygmaeus (Bornean orangutan), 3593 nucleotides. RefSeq names its product coilin (gene COIL). The coding region runs from base 994 to 2724 and encodes 576 amino acids. Lineage: Eukaryota; Metazoa; Chordata; Mammalia; Primates; Hominidae. The transcript is spliced from 7 exons. Gene Ontology annotation, biological process: spliceosomal snRNP assembly. Gene Ontology annotation, cellular component: Cajal body. Gene Ontology annotation, molecular function: U2 snRNA binding; U1 snRNA binding. The record is from RefSeq and is a predicted model, not a curated record.
GAAUCUUGCUCUAUUGCCCAGGCUGGAGUGCAGUGGCAUGAUCUUGACUCACUCACUGCAACCUCCACCUCUUGGGUUCAAGCGAUUCUACUGCCUCAGUCUCCCGAGUAGCUGGAAUUAUAGGCACAUGCCACCACACCCAGCUAAUCUUUAUAUUUUUAGUAGAGUUGGGGUUUCACCAUUUUGGCCAGGGUGGUCUCAGACUCCUGGUCUCAAGUGAUCCGCCCACCUUGGCCUCUCAAAGUGCUGGGAUUACAGGCGUCAGCCACUGCUCCUGGCCUCUAGUUACUUCUUAAACUCUCUGAACCUUGUUUUUUUAAAAUCCUCUAAAUGAGGAUAACAGUUCAUAAUUCCUAACUUUUGUCAUGAAAAUUAAAGGAGUUAAUAUAUAUUAUGUGGAGAAAUGUAAAUUGUAGUUCAAAAAAUUGAAGAAAUAAUGUAAAAACUGAUUUAUUUAUCCGGUGAGAAAUGCAAGGACAUUUUUGUUUGGUGGUGGGUAUUAAAAGGCUAAGGUAUUUAUAUUCCACUGGAUACAUCUGGAAGAAUGAUUAACAGUGUUAUUUCAAAAUUUCAACAUUGAGAACACACUAGGACUUAGAUCUUUUACAACUCAUUAUGAUGAAAAAUUUUGUCAGCGAAAUGUGUUACGAUUGUUUCAUAAAAAUCUUUCACGUCGAUGAGCAAAUAUCUUAGAAGACUACUGCUGAGGAGAAAUGUUAUUUAUCCAGAGACUUGCCUUGAUUAGGAGACCCUACAUAGCGCCCAGUGGAAAUGUAAUAAAGGCAUUUCACUUAUUCCCUUCCUCAGCCCUGCCGUGAACAAAACUGAAUGAAAUCAACCACGCUCCGAGUUCUCGCCUAGACGCAGCCUGUAGUAGCCACGUUCCACCACUAGGUGGCACACGCCAAAGGCUCCGGGGGUGGGGCGAGCCGCCCGAGCACGCCUCUCGGUAGCCCCGUGGUAUCUCUCGGCUUCCGUUGAGCACCGAGCAAGAUGGCAGCUUCCGAGACGGUUAGGCUACGGCUUCAAUUUGAUUACCCGCCGCCAGCUACCCCGCACUGUACGGCCUUCUGGCUUCUGGUCGACUUGAACAGAUGCCGAGUCGUUACAGAUCUCAUUAGUCUCAUCCGCCAGCGCUUCGGCUUCAGUUCUGGGGCCCUCCUAGGCCUCUACCUGGAGGGGGGGCUCUUGCCCCCCGCCGAGAGCGCGCGCCUAGUGAGAGACAACGACUGCCUCAGAGUUAAAUUAGAAGGGAGAGGAGUUGCUGAGAAUUCUGUAGUCAUCAGUAAUGGUGACACUAAUUUAUCUCUUAGAAAAGCAAAGAAGCGGGCAUUUCAGUUAGAGGAGGAUGAAGAAACUGAACCAGAUUGCAGAUAUUCAAAGAAGCAUUGGAAGAGUCAAGAGAACAAUAACAAUAAUGAGAAGGUCUUGGAUCUGGAACCAAAAGCUGUCACAGAUCAGACUGUCAGCAAAAAAAACAAGAGAAAAAAUAAAGCAACCUGUGGCACAGUGGGUGAUGAUAACAAAGAGGCCGAAAGAAAAUCACCAAAGAAAAAGGAGAAAUGUGAAUAUAAAAAAAAGGCCAAGAAUCCCAAGUCUCCUAAAGUACAGGCAGUGAAAGACUGGGCCAAUCAAAGAUGUAGUUCUCCAAAAGGUUCUGCUAGAAACAGCCUUGUUAAAGCCAAAAGGAAAGGUAGUGUAAGCGUUUGCUCGAAAGAGAGUCCCAGUUCCUCCUCGGAGUCUGAGUCUUGUGACGAAUCUAUCAGUGAUGGUCCCAGCAAAGUCACUUUGGAGGCCAGAAAUUCCUCAGAGAAAUUACCAACUGAGUUAUCAAAGGAAGAACCCUCUACCAAAAAUACAACUGCAGACCAGCUGGCUAUAAAACUUGGCUUUAGCCUUACCCCCAGCAAGGGCAAGACCUCUGGAACAACAUCUUCCAGUUCAGACUCCAGUUCAGAGUCAGACGACCAAUGCUUGAUGUCAUCGAGCACCCCGGAGUGUGCUGCGGGUUUCUUAAAGACAGUAGGCCUUUUUGCAGGAAGAGGUCGUCCAGGCCCAGGACUGUCAUCACAGACUGCAGGUGCUGCUGGAUGGAGGCGUUCUGGCUCAAAUGGUGGUGGACAGGCUCCUGGUCCUUCUCCCAGUGUGUCUCUCCCUGCUAGUUUAGGAAGAGGAUGGGGUAGAGAAGAAAACCUUUUUUCUUGGAAGGGAGCUAGGGGACGGGGCAUGCGGGGGAGAGGUCGAGGACGAGGGCAUCCUGUUUCCUGUGUUGUAAAUAGAAGCACUGACAACCAGAGGCAACAGCAAUUAAAUGACGUGGUAACAAAUUCAUCUACUAUUAUCCAGAAUCCAGUAGAGACACCCAAGAAGGACUAUAGUCUGUUACCACUGUUAGCAGCUGCCCCUCAAGUUGGAGAAAAGAUUGCAUUUAAGCUUUUGGAGCUAACAUCCAGUUACUCUCCUGAUGUCUCUGACUACAAGGAAGGAAGAAUAUUAAGCCACAAUCCAGAGACCCAGCAAGUAGAUAUAGAAAUUCUUUCAUCCUUACCUGCCUUGAGAGAACCUGGGAAAUUUGAUUUAGUUUAUCACAAUGAAAACGGAGCCGAGGUAGUGGAGUACGCUGUGACACAGGAGAGCAAGAUCACUGUAUUUUGGAGAGAGUUGAUUGACCCAAGACUGAUUAUUGAAUCUCCAAGUAACACAUCAAGUACAGAACCUGCCUGAGUAUGACCUCUCCACCUUAUAGUUUAUGAAUGUCUUGUUUGUGAAAGUGACUAUAACCCAAACUUUUUUUUUUUAAGAGGAUUUGGAAGUUGUAUGGAUUUUUUUUGUUAUCUUCACUUUACUGCAUAGGAAACAAUCUACCUCAUCAUUUAAAAUGACAUGGGUGUCAGUUUUGUAGAUCUUUGGUUUUUUUGUCAGGUUUAAUUUCAGUUAACAAAAUGUAAAACAUGACAUUCCCUGCAGAUAUUGUUGUAUACCAGUAUGGUUUCUUCUCUUUCUUUAAAUGUUUUUGGCCAUCAAGUAGCAGUCGUCAGUAGGAGUUUAUAAUACCAAGAAUGUGCUGCGUAUCUUGUCUCAAUAAGUUUUAAGUAACAUUUAAAAAUAUUAAAGCAUGUUACUUGACCUAAUUUUUUAGCAUUUGAGUUGUUCCAUUAAAUGGAGCAUCUUGUAAAUUUCAAGUAUUUUAUACUUGCAAUUGUUAAGAGUUAAAAGGUAGUUGGAUUUGUCGCAGACAAUGAGUUAAGGAAUCCUUUCACGUUUUUCCCCACUUUAAAAUUAAGGAUUCUCAGGGCCCUGUGUAGAGCAGUGAAAAUAAGAUGUGCGUAUGUGUGUGUAUGACUGGAGAAUUGGUGUUCCACUUGAGUGAGAGGAUUGGCUGUGAGCUUCAGACCAGGAAAUGUGUCAUCUUGUCAGGCACCUGGCUGAGUGCGCUGGAGUGAGGAUCUUGAACAGAAACUUCCUAUUCUGUUAUUAUUCACUACAAAGCUAAAAUGGCCAAAUAUAUACUACGAAAAUUGGUUUCAUUUAACAAAAGAUCAGAUCCCUCCUUCAGCUGUACACAUUUUUAAAUAAAAUCAUAUUGAACUAAA